Drosophila mauritiana is the source of this 868-nucleotide messenger RNA. RefSeq names its product brachyurin-like. The record is from RefSeq and is a predicted model, not a curated record. The transcript has 3 exons. NCBI's taxonomy places the organism in Eukaryota, Metazoa, Arthropoda, Insecta, Diptera, Drosophilidae. The coding region runs from base 1 to 831 and encodes 276 amino acids. Gene Ontology annotation, biological process: proteolysis. Gene Ontology annotation, molecular function: serine-type endopeptidase activity.
AUGCAGAGCAAAAUAAUAAUUUCUUUAACCUUCCUGGCGUUUUUAUUUCCUUUUGUUUUUACUAACAAACUUCAUCGAAUUAUCAAUGGACACUAUGCUGCAUCCAAACAAUUUCCAUACCAAACGUUUCUUACGCAACUAAAACUUGGCUACAUUAAAGAAUAUAUUAAAUGGCGUCCUCUUUGUGGUGGAGCUCUAAUCUCCGAAAAAUGUGUCCUAACUGCAGCUCAUUGCCUGGACAAUCCAGACAUAUAUGCUGUUAAUAUAUAUUUCGGUGCUGUAAAAAUUGAUGAUGUAACGGAAGUGGGUCAACAACGAUUGGUAGUGAAAAAGGAUCAUUUUGUGAUACACCAAGAAUGGAAUUCCAAAACGCUUGCUAACGAUAUUGCACUGAUAAAGCUUCCUUUUUCAAUAUUAUUUGAUGACUACAUAAAACCAAUCCAACUACCAAAUAAAACAUUUCAAUACCAAUUUAGUGAAGCAACAACCUCAGGCUGGGGAUUAGUCAAGGAUACAGAUACAUUUUCAGAAUUCGAUAAGAACUUGAAAUACUUUAAGGCCCAGAUUUUAUCUGAUCUUGAAUGCAAACGUGCCUAUAUAUCGCACAAGAAAUCAGCAUUUCCAGCAUCACUAAUUUGUAUUGCUCCAGGAGAAAACAUGGCGUGCAAAGGAGAUUCUGGUGGUCCAUUGGUUAUUAAGCAUGAAUCCAACUUUGUGCUACUGGGACUAACAUCCUUUAUGCUUGAUAAAUUUUGCUACUCAGGCUUUCCAUCGUUCUUUACCAGAGUCUCUUCAUAUCUGAAUUGGAUUCGAGAUAACGCGGAAAGUUAAAGCUGAAUUUAAAACACCACUGACAUUUAAAAAUAAA